Molecule: messenger RNA, 6541 nt
Organism: Mobula hypostoma (lesser devil ray)
Lineage: Eukaryota; Metazoa; Chordata; Chondrichthyes; Myliobatiformes; Myliobatidae
Gene: tmem47
Product: transmembrane protein 47
Exons: 3
Coding region: 115-657 (180 amino acids)
Biological process (GO): cell-cell adhesion
Cellular component (GO): membrane; cell-cell junction
Source: RefSeq, a predicted model, not a curated record
GGGAGGGAGGGAGGAGUGGGGAGAGAGGGAGCCUGUGAGCAGGACUGAGCGAGGCGCCAGCCACAGGGCUCGGUGCGAGGUGCAGAUCUUCGCGCUUUGACUACCGGCAGCUGCAUGAUGUCAACAACCGAGGAGAGCCAAGUGACGGCGGUAACUCCGCUCAAACUGACCGGCUUGGUGUGCGUGGUCAUCUCACUCUGCCUGGACGUGGUGGCCUUGCUGAGUCCCGCCUGGGUCACCGCCGACAGCCACUUCUCUCUCUCUCUCUGGCAGAGGUGUUUUCGAGCCGGAUUGCUUCCCGACGGCGAGUGGGACUGCAAGUGGGCGCUGGACAGCGACUGGGAGAUUGCCACGGUUGCCUUGCUUCUGACUGGAGCUGCCAUCAUUCUUAUUGCCUUUCUGGUGGCUUUGAUCUCAAUCUGUCAGGGGACUCGUCGAAAAUUCUACAAACCUGUGGCUAUCCUGUUAUUUUCUGCAGUUGUUCUCCAAGUAUGUGGACUCGUUUUAUACCCAAUCAAAUUUGUGGAAACAGCCACGAUGCGAACAUAUCAUGAGUUCAACUGGGGAUAUGGCAUUGCCUGGGGAGCCACCAUCUUCUCAUUUGGGGGAGCUGUACUUUACUGCUUAAACCCGAAGAACUAUGAUGAUUACUACUAGAGCAGAACUAAUUCUACCAAAAUUAAGCUCACCUCCUUUGCUAACUUGCUACUUUCUAAGUUGAAGUGUGGUAUUUAACCUGUUCUCUCUAUGCACUAUUCACUUUGGCUGUAAUGAAGAUAAUUGCUUUAACUCCUGCACCACAAAUAUGGAACUCUGGAAGAGCUCAUGGCUGAAAUUUUGUAUAUUAGCAGUUUCAUGUACAGUGUGCUGGAAUGCAGACUUCUGUUAGUUUCACAUCAGCUGAGCGGAAUCACAAAAGUGUGCAUUGAAGAACAUGAAUCAAAAUUUACCUUCGCAAGAAUGUUCAAUUCAAUUUACCUUGAAGAAAGAAUUUGUGCUGGGUAUGAAGGACAUGAGUUUCCCAUAGUGAGGUUGGAAAACUUAUACCUCAUAUUUGAGUUGGAUGAAGUGCUGAUUGUUCUGUGGCAACUCAAGUAAAAGUGCAUGUUUGCAUCCAUUUUCAAAAGCUGAGCAACAUCCUCUGUAAAAGUUUACUGUGCUGAUGCAAAAUAGAAAUGUAUUACUCUUGUUUCUAAUUAUUACAGAGAAAUGGGAACACUAUACUGUUGUAAAGCUGUACUAAAGUUCCAUUUGUAUCAUUCAAUUACAAUUGUAGCAUUUCAGUUAUCAUUUUCCUAUGCCUAUAGAUGAAUUUUAUGAAAUAUGUUUUUAAAACAAAAAGCAUAGCAAAUGUCAGUAUACUUAAAUACCACUAGAUGUAGUGUCAAAGAUGAGCAUUUUGAUGAGCUGAGUAUCUAGAAAGAAUCUUAUAUGCUAUUGUAAACAUUCUAAUUUAUUUGAGCGACUACUGUAUUUUUAUAUAGACUUCUGAACACUAUUUCCUGUAUGAUUAUACUAUUCCUUAUAUUGUGCCUAAAAAGUUAUUUUGACUUGUAUCUCAGAUAAAUUCCAUAUUUCCAACAAAUUGUUAUCUCCUUCUUUCUCUGUAACUUUCCUUCUCUGUUUCGUACAGUGAUCCCUGAAUACAUUAAUUUACUAUAAAAGACGUAAGUUUGGGAAGGAAAAGGAGGUUUGCUUGUAGUUGUACGGGGAAAACCUACAUUGAAUUUGUAGAGCUAUUUAUAUAAAAGGCCUGUGUACUUAAUUUUUCAUUUUAUUAUUUCCCACAUGAUCAACAACCUGAUACAAAGGUAUCAUUUAAGAACCUUGCCUGGACUUCUGCAGGGUAAGUUGAAAGUUUAUUUAAUCUUUCAUACAACAAUCAAUUUACUGAAAUGAUGCUGUAAGCAUUCCCACGGCAGGUGAACAGACUCUAACAAACAGAAAUGACCAACAAAUGUGCUCCAAGCUAUCAUUCCUGCAGACCAUUUCUUGUCUGCUACGCUAUCAUAAUAUAGUUUUUGGCCAUAUUCUUAGCAGUAAGUCUGUCUCAUAUUUUAUUGCCUUCAGCAUUUGGACAAUUAUUAGAUGUGUAAAAACUUAUUAACUCCAGAGAAAAACUCAUAUACAUUUUCGGCAAAAUACAUAACUCAUAGGCAUGUGAAAGGAGAAUGUGAAAAAAAUCAUGCAAGUGUAUUUUGCGUCAGUCUUCACUGUGGAAGACACUCGCAGUAUGCCAGAAAUUCGUGAAUAUCAGGGGACAGAAGUAAGUGUAGUUGCCAUUACUAAGGAGAAGGUGCUGAGGAAACUGAAAGGACUGAAGUUAGAUAAGUCACCUGGACCAGAUGGACUCCACCCCAGGGUUUUGAAAGAGGUGACUGAAGAGAUUGUGGAGGCGUUAGUAAUGAUCUUUCAAGAAUCACUAAAUUCUGGAAUGGUUCCAGAGAACUGGAAAAUUGUAAAUAUCAUUCUAGUCUUUAAGAAUGGAAGGAGGCAGAAGAAAGGAGAUAACCCUGAUUUCAGUGGUUGGAAAGCUGUCGAGGUCCAUUAUUUAGGAUGAGGUUUUGGUACUUGGAGGUGUAUGAUAAAGUAGGCCAAAGUCAGUUUGGUUUCCUUAAAGGGAAGUCUUGUCUGACAAAUCUGUUGGAAUUCUUUGAGCAAAUAACAGACAGGAUGGACAAAGGAGAAUCAGUGGAUGUUGUUUACUUGAAUUUUUUAGAAGGCCUUUGACAAGGUGCCACACAUGAGGCUGCUUAACAAGAUAAGAGCCCAUAGUGUUACAGAAAAGUUUGCAGAUGAUGCAAAGAUAGGUGGAGAGGCAGGUCAUGUUGAAGAAGUAAGGAGUCUGCAGGGGGAUCUGGACAGAUUGGGGUAAUGGGCAAGGAAGUGGCAGAUGGAAUAUAAUGUAGGGAAUUGUAUGGUAUGCACUUUUGUAGAAGAAAUAAGGCAUAGUCUGUUUUUUAAAAGGGGAGAAAAUUCAAAAAUCAGAGGUGCAAAUGGACUUGAGAGUAAGAUUCCCCAAUGGUUAACUUGGAGGUUGAGUCAGUGCUAAGGAAAGUAAAUGCAGUGGUAGCAUUCAUUUCGAGAGUACUAGAACUAAAAGCAAGGAUGUGAUGCUGAGGCUUUAUGAGGCAUUGGUUAGACUACACUUAAAGUGUUAUGAGCAUUUUGGGCCACUUAUCUAUAAGAAGAUGUGCUAGCAUUGGAGAGGAUCCAGAGGAGGUCCUUGAGAAUGACUCUGGGAAUGAAGAGGUUAACAUAUGAGGAACGUUUGGCUCUGGGGCUGUACUCACUGGAACUUAGAAGAAUGAAGGGGAACCUCAUUGAACCCUAUCAUAUACAGAAAGGCCUAGGCAGAGUGGAUGUAGGGAGGUACAUAGCAGGUGAGUCUAGGACCAGAGGGCACAGCCUCAGAACAGAGGGACAUCCAUUUAGAACAAAGAUGAGAAGGGAUUUCUUUAGCUAGAGGAUGGUGAAUCUGUGGAAUUUAUUGCCACAGAUGACUGUGGAGACAAAGUCAUUGAACAUACUUAAAGCAGAGGUUGAUAGGUUCUUGACUAGUCAGGGUAUCAAAGGUUAUGGGGAAAAGGCAGGAGAAUGGGGUUGAGAGAGAUAAUAAAUCAGCCAUGAGGAAUGGCAGAGUAGACUCAAUUGCUGAGUGGCCUAAUUCUCCUCCUAUGUCUUAUGGUCUUAUUGUCUUAUGGACUGCUUGGCUCAUUAAGCUAUCUGUCAGCUCCUUACUCACAAUCUAACUGAAAUGACAUAAAAUCCUACAACAUCUUCUCCAACCCUUGAAUGCUCCACAAAACAUUUUCUGGCCUUUUACUUCUUGUCAUUACUUCAUAUCUUGUACUCUGAAACAUGGUGUUUUCUUUCAGGAAUUUAUCAAGUUCCCUUAUUAACUAUACGGAAUACAUGCAUCUUUAAUUUGUUCCAGAGGGAAAUGUCUCUCUGUGAAAUGAAAUAUUUCCUGGCAUUUAAUCUCACUCCGCCUGAGGAUUUUAUAUGCAUGUUCAUCAGUCUUGCCAUCCCUAUUGAUCUCAAGUAACAAUCCAACUGGAUUGAAUCCAAUCCUCCCUUCCUUUUAAAAGCCUUCAAUCAUACCCCUUUCUAAGUUAGCUGUUUCCCAAAGUACGUUACCAUUACACUUUAGUUUCCCUUUAUAAUAAGAACUUGGUAUUUCAGAGGAUCAAGAUUCUUCACUAAAUGUAGAUGCAUCAAAGUCUUCCAUGAUUUAUUUAUAAGGUCCGUUCAUCUGUUCAACAAUCUCUGCAGCAUUCUGUAGGAAUACCAGUGCCCCACACCUCACAUGACCACUUAAUAAGUUGUCAUCUAUGAAUCUAAGGUUUCAGUCAGUUUUGAAAGGGGUGAUGAACUAAAUAUGGUUUAUUAAAUGACAGUCAAUUACAAUUAUGCUAUUUGCAGAAAGGUACUUGUUUAUAUGUAAAUAAAAAAUGCAAUACUGGCUUUAAGAGAAUGCUAAAUAGAUGCAUGAAUGUGCAAGGAAUAGGAAGAUAUGGAUCUUGUACAGACAGAAGAAAUUGGUUUAAUUCACAUUGUGCUCAGUGCAGACAUUCUGGUGCUGUAUUGUUUUAUGUUCUAAGAUAUGGAAUGUUUAAAGAAUAGUAAGAGUAGUUAAACAUUCAACACAUAGUAGUUUUCACCAUAGUUAAUUUAUUGUAUAUGUUUACCUUUCACCUGUUGCUUUUGGUAGGAAGUAUAUGGCAAUAGUACAACAGCUACACAAAAAUAUAUUUAUCAUUCUUUAGAAUAUAUUAAGCCAAAACUUUGUCUGUGGUUCUUUGUACCAGGUUCAUAAAUAUGUAUUUGAGUGGCUGAAGGGAAAUCUAAAGAUUUUGAAAAAGGUGAAUUGCUCUGUGAACAUUUGUGUUGUGCCUUAAUUGACCCAACUAUGGUAUAUUAGCCAUGGAAAUGUAAACAUGAUUUUACUCGACAACAAUCUAAUUUCAACAUUAACCUGAUCUAAUUUAUGCAAGAGUUAGCGUUUGUAACAUCCGUUCUUUUUAUUCUAACUAUUGUAAAAUUCUCUUUGAAUUCUUUGACUGUUAAUUGCUGUGUAAAAAUUUCCGAACAAAGAUUGAAUUUUAAUUGAAUGGCAUUCAUUGUGCACAUUUAAGCGAUCGAGAGCUCUACAGAUACAGUAGUUUUAAUGAAUGAAAGUAAAAGUGUGCAGAGCAUUGUCAGUGAGUACAGUUGAGAAUCAACACUUUCUAAAAGUUAAAUACAUACGAGGUGGUUGGGUGGUGGGCUUCCUGUGAUCUCAGAUAAUAACAAUGAAUUUAACACAGGGAGAAAUCUUGCAGCACAAUACAGAGAAAAGUAGGUAUAUUAUUGUUUAGAAUGUAAGUAUAAAAGAGAACCAAUUUUUCAGGUAUAUCUUCACAAGGCAUUCCUCCAAUAGUGAAGUCCUUUUAUGACAAUCAAUGCCAACAUUUGUUAAUCCAAAAUGAAGUUUAACAUUUUGACUGGGUUUUGUAUUGGUUGAGCAAUCUUUUGUCUUAAGAGUUGAAUGCAAUGUAUAUAUCUGAUGCAAAAGAAUAAAGAACCAUGGAAAAUUGUCUUCUGUAUGCAGGAUAUGUGCCUGUGUUAUAAACAUAGAAACAUAGAAAACCUACUGCACAAUACAGGCCCUUCAGUCCACAAUGCUGUGCCAAACAUGUACUUACUUUAGAAAUUACCUUGGGUUACCCAUAGACCUCUGUUUUUCUAGGCUCCAUGUACCUAUCCAGGAGUGUCUUAAAAGACCUUUUGUAUCUGCCUCCACCACCGUUGCCAGCAGUCCAUUCCACGCACUCACCACUCUCUGCGUAAAAAAAACUUACCCCAACGUCUCCUCUGUACCUACUUCCAAGUACCUUAAAACUGUGUUGUACUGACCCUACUAAAUAGUGCCUUUACAGUAAAAAAAUUAUUAUCAUUAUUUAAAUAUGUUAGUCAAGCUCCAUACUAGCACUUUGUGUUUGUCUUUUACAUCUGGAACAAGCCACUGUUAUUUCAGACACUGUAACACUCUUGCCUCUUAGAUAAACAGCAAAGACUUCAGCUCCAAAGGCAUGAGUGCAUAAUCAAGUCCAAAAUUCCAGGGCCAUACUGAGUUGUUUCUCUGAUGUGUCAAUAAAAUAAACCCCUCAAGCAGCAUCAGCGAUAAUCUGACCAUUUCUCUCAAUAGACUUGAUGGAAGAAUGCUCUGGGUAUAAAAAAAGGGAAAUUCUUGUAUAUAUCGAGGAAAGUUGUCAUGCAACUGAGGAGAAAGGGACGGAAAGAAAGUGAUAUCUCAUCUUGAGAAUGUACAUCAGAGGAAACAGAAAGAAGAGAGAAAGAAAUAUAUGGGACAUUAUUGUGAUCAUCUUCUGGGCAGUGUUGCCCAGUUGCUGCCAGUUCUUUCAGCCAGCUGCUUGGCCAAAAAAAAGGGCCCAAUUGGUGAUCUUGAUAAUGCAUCACUUAAGGAAGUGGAAGCUAGUAGAGAAUCUCUGCAAUUUGCUCAUCCAGAGGGCUCAGACAGCUAGAGUGUCCUCAGAAA